AUGGCGAAGCGGAAGAAGUCGAUUCGUAAGCCUGAUAUUCUCACUGAUGAUCGGCCUGAGAUUGCUCAACAGAAGGUUGGGCUCGGCUCUGAGGGAGGCGCGGUCGCCGAUCUUGAGCAGGGCAAGGAAGCGCCUAGGUCUGGGAAUGUACAGGAUGGUUCGAUAGAUCAUGUGCUGGGCAAGGAAGUGCCAAGUCCUGGGUUUGUGCAGGAGGGUUUGACAGAUCAACAGGGUAAGAAUUCCAAGCCUUUUGUGGCGGAGGACGAUGGUUUGGGUGCUGGGAAGGGUAUGUCUCCUGGGCGGAUAAGAGUGAAGAAGAAGACAGAGAAUGGGCAGAAAUUGGCUCAAGUGGAUGUUGAAGAGGUGCAGAUUCAGUCAGCGAACUGGAGCUCUGCAGUGGUUUGUAUGGUCCUUGGAGCUAAUCCUCCAAUUGCAGUGUUUGAAGGCUUCAUCAAGAGGGUUUGGGGUCAUCUAGGGAUUGUCCAAAUUUCUAGGAUGACUUUGGGGCUUACUUUGGUGAAAUUCAACGAUGAAGCAACAAGAGACCAUGUACUUGAGAAUGGAGUUCUUCAAUUUGAUAGAAAACCUGUCAUUGUGAGGCCAUGGACAGCAGACCUUAGUGCGAUUCGUUUGAUUCAUUCAGUUCCGCUGUGGAUUCGUCUUCAUGAUCUGGGUCUGCAAUAUUGGGGGAGUAAGUGUAUUAGUGCUUUGGUUAGCACGAUUGGCAAACCUCUUUUAGUUGAUAAAUUUACUAAGGAUCGGUCUCGUGUUCAGUUUGCGAGGGUGUUGGUAGAGAUGGAAAUUACAGAUAAUCCUCACCAUAGCUUUCAAUUCAUCAAUGAACAUGGUCAGGUGGUUGAACAAGGAAUAGAGUAUGAGUGGUUACCUACAAAAUGUAAGAGCUACUCGGGUUUUGGGCAUACAAUGGCUGAUUGUCGAAAGGAUCAUAAGGCAGUUUGGGUGGAGAAAAUAGUUCACUCUAAGGUCGAGAAUCCUCUGGACAAACAAGAGUUUUCAGAGGGACCUAAGGAAGGGAUAACAGAGGAGGCAAUGGAGGGGCCUAAACAUAUAGAAGCCUUAGAAAAAGGUAAGGGUGAUCCUUCUCUUUCGGUGGAGACUGAUUCUGGGCUGAAGCAAAACAGGGAAGUGAAGUGGUUAACUCCAAAGCGAGUUAUCUCUCAGAGACAGGGUCAAGGAGCUGGUAGUUCUUCUGUGGCUGUUGCGUUUCAUCAUCAGAAAAACCAGUAUGGCAUUUUGCAGGAGCAGGAACGGGGAGGUAAGGGUUCUGUUCAAGAAGUUUUUAGGAAGUAUAAAAUUGGUAUUAGUGGUCUAUUGGAGACCAAAUUACGUGGGAAUAAACUUGAUGAAUUUAUGGAGCAUAAAUUCCCUAACUGGGAGUUUUAUUCUAGUUCAGUAACUGAGGGUAGAUUGUUAAUUCUUUGGCGGAAAGGGAUAGCCCGUUUGAGUAUUUUGGAAGACUCACCUCAGUUGGUUCAUUGUCAGGUUAAUUGGGUUGGUCACCAGGAGGUUUUCUUUGUUUCUUUUGUGUAUGGAUUCAAUUCAGUGGAAAAUAGAAGGAGUCUUUGGCGGGAUUUAACUCGUAUUCCGGGUUCAGUCAAAGCGUGGUUGGUUCUUAGGGAUUUUAACACUCCUUUUUCAGGAGGUGAUAGGUCUGGAGGAAGUGCUAUUUCUAGUUCCGAACUGGCUGAUUCUAUUGAUUGGAGAAAUAUUGCUAAAACAGAAGCUAUCAAGAGCAUAGGCUCUUUUUUCACGUGGACAAACAACCAGGCAGGCUUAGAAAGGAUUUAUUCUAAAAUUGAUCAUGCUUUUAUAAAUGAGGAGUGGUUGGAAAAGUUCCCUCAAUGUAUGGCUGUGUUUCAAUGGGAGGUGGUGUCAGAUCACUGUUCUUGCUUAAUUUCUAACUUCCCCUUGAAGUUGAUGGGAACAAAGCUAUUCAGAUUUUUCAAUUUAUGGGCAAAUCACCCUGAUUUCAAUCACCUGGUUUUGAAGAGUUGGAGAGUUCCUGUGCAUGCUACUAGUUUAAAGGCUAUUUUUAUCAGGUUAAUUCGGCUGAAACACCAACUUAAGAAGCUCAAUAGGGACAGAUUUGGAGAUGUUGGCGCCUGUUACCAAUCAGCUCUAGAGGCUUUUCAAACAGUUCAAUUAAAAGCUCAGGAGAACCCUCAUAAUCAUCAGUUGCAAGAAGUGAUUAAGGACAGAGCUUCCGAAUACCACUAUCAAGAACAUAUCUAUCAUAGCUUCCUUGUCCAGAGAAGUUUGCUGGUUGAUAAUGGCAAGGAGGUGGUAGACCAUUUUGUUAAGCAUUUCCAGAAUCACCUUGGCAGUUCAAGCUCAGCUACAGGGACUAUGAACCAGAACAGUAUAGCUACUGGUUCUAAACUAUCAGUGGAGCAGCAACUCUACCUCCUUAAUCCCUUUACUGUUAAGGAAAUUAGAGCUGCAUUGUUUAGUAUUCCUAGUACUAAAUCUCCUGGACCGGAUGGAUAUGGCUCUGGCUUCUUUAAGUCUAUGUGGAAGGAUAUUGGCCAAGAUAUUUGCUCAGCAAUAAUGCAUGGUUUUUCUACUGGUCAGUUCCCAAAGGAGCUUCAUGAAACAACUUUAUCCUUGCUCCCUAAAGUGGUUAACCCAGCGAGAGCCUCUGAUUAUAGACCUAUCGCGUGUUGCUCGACCUUGUAUAAGGUCAUGGCUAAGUUGCUUUGUUCUCGGUUAGCAGUGGUGCUGCCCUCUCUCAUACAAUCUAACCAAGGUGCGUUUGUUCGUGGUAGAUCUAUUGCGCAUAAUAUCAUGAUUCUUCAGGACUUAAUUAAGAAUUAUGGUAGAGCUCUUACCUCUCCUCGUUGUGCAAUCAAAAUUGAUCUUAGCAAGGCUUAUGAUAUGGUGGAUUGGUAUUUUUUGGAAAACCUCUUGAAGGCCUACUAUUUUCCUAUGAAGUUUAUAGGCUGGGUUAUGAACUGCAUCAAGAAUACUUCUUAUUCCUUAUUGAUUAAUGGCCGGGUGCAAAGUAGUUUCAAGGGGGAAAAAGGUCUGCGUCAAGGGGACCCGAUGUCCCCUCUUCUCUUUGUUCUCAUCAUGGAAUACAUGACAAGGUGUUUGCAACUGGAUGCCAGAUCUCCUUCUUUUCGGUUUCAUCCUAUGUGUAAGAGCUUGAAACUCAUUAAUUUGUGUUUUGCCGAUGAUGUAAUUCUAUUUUGCAAGGGCUCUUGUGCUACUGUAAAUAUCCUUAAGGAAUCUCUAAGAAAAUUUAGUGAAGAAUCUGGGCUGUCUAUUAACACCAAAAAGUCUCAGAUUUAUUUUGGAGGGGUUUCGACAGAUGUGAAGACUAAGAUUCUGCAGGUGCUUCAGCUUCCAGCAGGGUCUUUCCCUCUUCACUAUCUUGGGGUGCCUUUGAGGCCUACCAAGUGGAAGCAUGCGGACUGUGAAGUUAUAAUUCAAAAGAUGAGAACUAAGCUUUUUUCAUGGUCUAGUAAACAUCUUUCUUAUGCUGGCCGAUUACUUCUGAUUCAAUCUGUUUUAUUCGGUUUGAGAAAUUUCUGGAUGUCAGUUUAUUGCCUCAAAGCAUAA
Molecule: messenger RNA, 3582 nt
Organism: Humulus lupulus (European hop)
Lineage: Eukaryota; Viridiplantae; Streptophyta; Magnoliopsida; Rosales; Cannabaceae
Exons: 4
Coding region: 1-3582 (1193 amino acids)
Source: RefSeq, a predicted model, not a curated record